ACCCUCAUUAUACAAGGUUUCGGUUUUGACACACUCGAGAUGACUUUGAUGCAGAUUCCGUACGGUUCCUUCAUCUGCUUCUGCAUCCUAUUUUCUGUCUGACUUAACACCAAAGCUUCAAAGAAUAGCAGAACCCUCCUCAUGAUCGUCUUUCUCCUGCCUAACAUCGUUGGUAGCUUGUGUAAGGGCAUCAAACUAGCUAAGCUAGUCUGCUGAUCUGAUCCUUGGGCUCAGAUGAAGGCUUGGGGUCCUGCAACUUCAAAGCCUACGCGCCUGAUUGGUUACUGGUUGACUGGAUCGUACAGUGCUACGUUCGUCCUCGGACUGUCACUUGUAUAUGGAAACGUCGGUGGUCAAACGAAGAAAGCCAUCACCAAUGCGGCUGUCUUCUUGGGUCUAUGUACAGGAAACAUCGUCAGGCGCUUUCUCUUCAAGACUUCAGAGGCACCAAAAUACACCACCGGUAUUGUCGCCAAUAUCGUCGGAGUCUUCGUGAUUCUAGCCUUGAGGACCCUGUUCUUGACGUCGAAUAAGCGGAGAGACUGAGAGAUGGCGGAAGGAGGAGUCAAGUGCACAGCGAUGGUGGAUGAUAUAACGGAUUUUGCGAAUCCUGCGUUUAGAUAUGUAGCGUAGGGUUGUAGGUUCAAUCCUUUUCAAGUGUGGGAAAUUGACUGAUGAUAUUGU
Messenger RNA from Desarmillaria tabescens, 684 nucleotides. RefSeq lists its product as uncharacterized. The record is from RefSeq and is a predicted model, not a curated record. Gene Ontology annotation, molecular function: transmembrane transporter activity. The transcript has 4 exons. Gene Ontology annotation, cellular component: membrane. The coding region runs from base 235 to 546 and encodes 103 amino acids. Lineage: Eukaryota; Fungi; Basidiomycota; Agaricomycetes; Agaricales; Physalacriaceae.